GUUUUUCAGCCCUGGUUAACUACAGUAUGUCAUCAAAAUGCAGUUUGUGACAUCUUUAGGAGACUAAUUUAUGCAACUGUUUUGACAGGUUUAGAACAAUGGUGUCAACAAAAGCAAACAGACAAAAGUUCAUCAAAUCUUCUGUCACUCUGCUGAGAUCUUCUGGAUUUGAUGGACUGAACCUCGACUGGAGGUUUCCAAGAGGAGAUGGAACAGAUCAGCACGAUAAGCACAGAUUCACACUAUUGUGCCAGGAACUCAAAGAGGCCUUUGAAGCUGAUGCAACAGAAACUCAUCGUCCCGUAUUAAUGGUUACUGCUACUGUGGCUGCUGAGAAAAGCCUAAUCGAUACUGGUUACAUGGUUCCAGAGAUUUCCAAGUACCUGGAUUUCAUUAACGUCAAGACAUUUGACUAUCAUGGACCAUGGGAAAAUGUCACUGGACAUCACAGCCCGUUACACAAAGGACCUAAAGACACUGGAGCCCACAUUUAUUCGAACACUGCAAGUGGAGAAAUUUACUGAAUUGUAACUCACUCAGCACAUUUCUAUUUAGAAUGUAUUUCACUCUCAUAUAUAUUUUGGUUUCUACAUUUAAGGACUAUGCCAUGAAGUACUGGCAGGAGCAGGGAUCAUGUACAGAACAGCUAAAUAUGGGGAUAGCUGCAUAUGGACGAGCUUUCAGCCUCUCUUGUGAAUCCACUAACGUCGGAACCAAAACCAGUGGUCCUGCAGAAGAAGGCUGUUACACCAAUGAGCC
This is a messenger RNA of Thalassophryne amazonica, 759 nucleotides long. Its product is annotated as acidic mammalian chitinase-like. The transcript has 3 exons. Bases 99 to 524 code for a protein of 141 amino acids. The record is from RefSeq and is a predicted model, not a curated record. Gene Ontology annotation, molecular function: chitin binding; chitinase activity. Gene Ontology annotation, cellular component: extracellular region. NCBI's taxonomy places the organism in Eukaryota, Metazoa, Chordata, Actinopteri, Batrachoidiformes, Batrachoididae. Gene Ontology annotation, biological process: carbohydrate metabolic process; chitin catabolic process.